AUGCCUCGGCCGGGCCGCAACACGUAUAGCGACCAGAAGCCGCCCUACUCAUACAUAUCGCUAACCGCCAUGGCCAUCCAGAGCUCGCCAGAGAAGAUGCUGCCGUUGAGCGAAAUCUACAAGUUCAUCAUGGACCGCUUCCCCUACUAUCGGGAGAACACGCAGCGCUGGCAGAACAGCCUGCGCCACAACCUCUCCUUCAACGACUGCUUCAUUAAGAUCCCGCGGCGGCCAGACCAGCCUGGCAAGGGCAGCUUCUGGGCGCUGCACCCCAGCUGCGGGGACAUGUUCGAGAACGGCAGCUUCCUGAGGCGCCGCAAGCGCUUCAAGGUGCUCAAGUCGGACCACCUGGCGCCCAGCAAGCCCGCUGACGCCGCGCAGUACCUGCAGCAGCAGGCCAAGCUGCGCCUGAGCGCGCUGGCCGCCUCGGGCACGCACCUGCCGCAGAUGCCCACGGCCGCCUACAACCUGGGCGGCGUAGCACAGCCCUCAGGCUUCAAGCAUCCCUUCGCCAUCGAGAAUAUCAUCGCACGCGAGUACAAGAUGCCUGGGGGGCUGGCCUUCUCCGCCAUGCAGCCAGUGCCCGCCGCCUACCCGCUCCCCAACCAGUUGACUACCAUGGGCAGCUCGCUGGGCACCGGCUGGCCACACGUGUACGGUUCCGCAGGCAUGAUCGAUUCAGCCACCCCCAUCUCCAUGGCAAGUGGCGAUUACAGCGCCUACGGCGUGCCACUGAAGCCUCUGUGUCACGCAGCGGGCCAGACACUGCCCGCCAUCCCCGUGCCCAUCAAGCCCACACCGGCCGCAGUGCCUGCCCUGCCCGCGCUGCCUGCGCCCAUCCCCACCUUGCUCUCGAACUCGCCGCCCUCGCUGAGCCCCACGUCCUCUCAAACAGCCACCAGCCAAAGCAGCCCCGCUACUCCCAGCGAAACGCUCACCAGCCCGGCCUCCGCCUUGCACUCAGUGGCGGUGCACUGACCCGCAGAGGCCGGCGCCCCCUCUUCUUCCCCUCCCCGCCAGCUCA
Molecule: messenger RNA, 1024 nt
Organism: Dama dama (fallow deer)
Lineage: Eukaryota; Metazoa; Chordata; Mammalia; Artiodactyla; Cervidae
Gene: FOXB1
Product: forkhead box B1
Exons: 1
Coding region: 1-978 (325 amino acids)
Biological process (GO): regulation of transcription by RNA polymerase II; cell differentiation; anatomical structure morphogenesis
Molecular function (GO): RNA polymerase II cis-regulatory region sequence-specific DNA binding; DNA-binding transcription factor activity, RNA polymerase II-specific
Source: RefSeq, a predicted model, not a curated record